This is a messenger RNA of Knipowitschia caucasica, 360 nucleotides long. The record is from the annotation of a GenBank genome assembly. NCBI's taxonomy places the organism in Eukaryota, Metazoa, Chordata, Actinopteri, Gobiiformes, Gobiidae.
AUGAGGAGCACGAGACUGGGACUGGCCUGGUUGGGUCUGGGACUGGCCUGGUUGGGACUGGGACUGGCCUGGUUGGGUCUGGGACUGGCCUGGUUGGGUCUGGGACUGGCCUGGUUGGGUCUGGGACUGGCCUGGUUAGGACUGGGACUGGCCUGGUUGGGACUGGGACUGGCCUGGUUGGGUCUGGGACUGGCCUGGUUGGGACUGGGACUGGCCUGGUUGGGACUGGGACUGGCCUGGUUGGGUCUGGGACUGGCCUGGUUGGGUCUGGGACUGGCCUGGUUGGGACUGGCCUGGUUGGGUCUGGGACUGGCCUGGUUGGGACUGGGACUGGCCUGGUUGGGUCUGGGACUGACGUGA